AUUGUAACUCAAGUCGUUGUUCAAGAAACAAACUACUUAAAAAUGUCGUCUAUACGAGGGAAGAAGAAGGUAAAGAGAGAAGUACUUCUGGAAUGGAACAACAUUCAUGUCUCUUUCUCUCUCUGUCAACUAAAAACAACGGAUGAUGAAGAUUGAUUUGAACAGUUCUCUUCACUCGUUGAAUUUCUCAAUUUACAAUUACCCAAAAUCUGAUACUACACGGAAUCGCUUUUUUGAGUGAGUUAAUACGCGCCUAACCACUCUUCAUUUAUUCCAUUUGUUUCAAACAACCAAAAACAGAUAGAAACACCCUUUGAAACCCUCUUCCCAACUACUCUGACAAUUACAGGAUAGUAGAAAAGUUUCAUUGCAGCCUAUUUGAAGGGUAGUUCAAUCAAUGGAAAGUAAAAGGAUCCUCAUAAUACACACAUAUAGCAUUUGAAACUCCCAGAAAUGAAUUGUUUUUACUACCUCAAGGACAAGGCCAAGAGCAAGCUACAAAGGUCAGCUCCAGAGCUGAAAGUGGAGACCAAAUCUGAGUAUUCAGGAGGUGAUAGUAGGAUUAUCAAGUCUUCUUGCUCUGCCAAUUCGCCACGUGGGAUACCGGAACUAUAUGAAGAAAAAGCACAUAACUUGAGAGUGUUUACCUUCUCUGAGCUCAGAAUUGCUACACAUGAUUUCAGCAGGCUUUUUAAGAUAGGUGAAGGUGGUUUUGGGAGUGUUUUUAAGGGCUCAAUCAAGCCUGCUGAUGGGAAUGGAGACCAAAUCGAUGUUGCCAUAAAGAAGCUCAACAAAGAUGGCUCACAGGGUCAUAAGCAAUGGCUGGCAGAGGUUCAAUUUCUGGGUGUUGUAGAUCACCCGAAUCUUGUCAAACUUAUAGGAUAUUGUGCUGUGGAUGGAGAAAGAGGGAUCCAAAGGCUACUUGUUUAUGAAUAUAUGCAAAAUAGAAGUUUAGAGGAUCAUCUUUUCAAUAAGGCUUAUCCAACUCUUCCGUGGAAAAAACGAUUGGAUAUCGUGUUUGGAGCGGCUCAAGGAUUGGCAUACUUGCAUGAAGGAUUGGAAGUUCAGGUGAUAUUUCGAGAUUUGAAAGCCUCAAAUGUGUUAUUGGAUGAUAAUUUCAAUGCAAAGUUGUCUGAUUUUGGACUAGCUCGGGAAGGGCCGACGGCUGGCCAUACUCAUGUCUCAACUGCAGUAAUGGGAACAUAUGGAUAUGCUGCACCAGAUUACAUUGAAACAGGCCAUCUCACAGCAAAGAGUGAUGUGUGGAGUUUCGGUGUGGUGCUGUACGAGAUUCUUUCUGGCAGGCGGUCAGUGGAGAGAAACCGUCCCAGAAUAGAACAGAGACUUUUGGAAUGGGUGAAGCAGUUUCCUCCAGAAAGCAAAAAAUUUGGACAGAUAAUGGAUCCUAGACUUGAAAGCCAAUAUUCUUCAAGUGCGGCUAGAAGAAUUGCCAAGUUAGCUGAUAGUUGUCUAUUGAAGAGCGCAAAAGAACGGCCGAAGAUGAGCCAAGUGGUGGAGACAUUGAAGCAGAUUAUGCUAGUUUCAGAGGAUGGUGGUAAUCCUUCAAUUCUUGAGUCCUCUCACAGUAACAAAACUGACAUGGGACCAAAGCCGAUUCAGUUAGGUCCGGCUGAGUCAUGGAAAAGAAGGAUGUCCCACUUGGAGAAACUAGGCGAGCAAGUUGAUGGCAGUAGUAGAAGAAGGUUCAUGAUCAUGAAUAGAGCCAAAGUGAAUUGAUGGCAUUUCCAACCAAUGUAUACCAUCACAUUUUGAUGCAUUCGAAAACUAUGAUCAAGUAGCCAAAAUUUGGGAGAUGGAGGGUAAAAUGCUAUUCGAUACGAGCUGAAACUGAUUGGGAAGCACCGGUUCAUGUCUUCUAUAUUUAUAUCAGUUCUUUUUCUGUGAUGUAUAGAGUUGUGAUGCAAGUUGAUUAAUUAUGGGUGCUUCAUCUAAUUAAGGUUUGACCAAAGGGAAGUUGUGGGCUUUGGAUCACAAGUUUUGCUAAGAUUUUAACCAUUUUCUUUGACUUGUUUCAUUGAUCUUCCAUUACCAAUGAGAUCCAAUCCCACCCAUAAAAAGUAUGUCUCCACAAGUAUAUUAAAUUUGAGAUUAUGUUUUAUUUCCUAAA
Molecule: messenger RNA, 2128 nt
Organism: Cannabis sativa
Lineage: Eukaryota; Viridiplantae; Streptophyta; Magnoliopsida; Rosales; Cannabaceae
Product: probable serine/threonine-protein kinase PBL19
Exons: 5
Coding region: 454-1737 (427 amino acids)
Biological process (GO): protein phosphorylation
Molecular function (GO): ATP binding; protein kinase activity
Source: RefSeq, a predicted model, not a curated record